Messenger RNA from Aureobasidium musti, 1263 nucleotides. The record is from the annotation of a GenBank genome assembly. Lineage: Eukaryota; Fungi; Ascomycota; Dothideomycetes; Dothideales; Saccotheciaceae.
AUGUCGCUCUCCAACAAGCUCUCCAUCGCCGACGUCGACCUCAAGGGCAAGCGUGUCUUGAUCCGUCGCAUCGCCGGUGCUGUCCCCACCAUCAAGUACGCUGUCGACAAUGGCGCCAAGGCCGUCAUCCUUAUGUCCCACUUGGGUCGCCCCGACGGCAAGGUCAACCAGAAGUACUCGCUGAAGCCCGUUGUUGCCGAGCUCGAGAAGCUCGUCGGCAAGAAGGUCACCUUCACCAACGACUGUGUCGGCCCCGAGGUCGAGAAGACCGUCAACAGCACCACCGAUGGCGGCAUUGUUCUCCUCGAGAACUUGCGUUUCCACGCCGAGGAGGAGGGCAGCAGCAAGGAUGCUGAGGGCAAGAAGGUUAAGGCCGACAAGGCCAAGGUCGAAGAGUUCCGCAAGGGCCUGACCGCUCUUGGUGACGUUUACAUCAGUGAGUUGCAACAUGUCCGCACAUUCGCUAUGCCACGCAUACUAACAAAUCUUUCANNAGACGACGCUUUCGGUACCGCUCACCGUGCCCACAGCUCCAUGGUCGGUGUCGACCUUCCCCAGAAGGCCUCUGGUUUCCUCGUCAAGAAGGAGCUUGACUACUUCGCUCAGGCCCUCGAGGAGCCCAAGCGUCCUUUCCUGGCCAUCCUCGGUGGUGCCAAGGUCUCGGACAAGAUUCAGCUCAUUGACAACCUCCUCGGCAAGGUCAACAGCCUUAUUGUCUGCGGUGGUAUGGCCUUCACCUUCAAGAAGACCCUCGAGGACAUGAAGAUUGGUGACUCGCUCUUCGACGAGGCUGGUAGCAAGACCGUCAAGGACCUUGUUGAGAAGGCCAAGAAGAACAACGUCAAGAUUGUCCUUCCCACUGACUUCAUCACCGCCGACAAGUUCGACAAGGACGCCACCACUGGCAAGGCUACCGACAAGGAGGGCAUUCCCGACGGCUGGAUGGGUCUCGACUGCGGUGAAGAGUCGAUCAAGCUCUUCAAGGAGACCAUUGACGAGGCCAAGACCAUCCUGUGGAACGGCCCCUGCGGUGUCUUCGAGUUCGAGAAGUUCGCCCGCGGCACCAAGGCCACUCUUGACAACGCUGUUGCCGCUGCCCAGGCUGGCAAGGUUGUCAUUAUUGGUGGUGGUGACACUGCCACCGUUGCUGCCAAGUACGGUGUCGAGGACAAGCUUAGCCACGUCUCGACCGGUGGUGGUGCUUCGCUCGAGCUGCUCGAGGGCAAGGAGCUCCCUGGUGUUACUGCUCUUUCGAGUAAGUAA